AUGUAUCUUGUGGUUUGUGAAGACAUAUUAAUUACCACUCAUUUGCUUUGCCCACGGUCAGUAUAAUCUGCAGACUGCAGACCGGACUGGGCACAAAAUGCAGACUGGGGGUAUAAAAUGCAGACUGAGGAUAAAAUGCAGACUGGGGGUGAAUUAGGAAUAUUUUACAAAUGUCUGCCCUAGAACACCAUUAAUUAUCUCGUUGAAAAUGUUAAAACACAGAUAAUUUUAGUUUUUCCUUCAUCGUAUUUACUCGAUCUUUGUCGUGGUCAUCGAUAUUAGGCAUCAAUCUUGAGGAAUUAUCGCUGAUUGAAAUUCAUAUAAGGCGCGAAGCAACACUUGUGGAUGGGGGAGGGGGGAGCAGUCCCUAAUCAUGCUCCUAUUCGUAACGCUAAUCCUAAUGCAAUCGGUGGGUUUUCAAAAACACCACUCAUAUUCACGCAUUUUUGAAAGCUCGAUCUGCAACAAAAGCAGACUUAAGCAUUUGGCAUCCAAAACUGAUGAAAGUGACUAGCUUCAACAUUAAUGCCAUUAAUAUUAUCAACAAGACGAUCAUGUGACUAUGGCUUGGCGGGAAUUUGUGAAAUAUCCCUAAUUCACCCCAGUCUGCAUUUUAUCCUCUGUCUGCAUUUUGUACCCAGUCCGGUCUGCAGUUCGCAGUCUGCAGAUUAUACUGACCGUUUUCGUGGGGGGUAAGUGAAAUAAAAUGUAUUAUAUUUAAAGAAAACAAUGACAAUCCUCAUGAAAUCAACAAUAUUUAUAUUAAAUUAAGCAUAGUUUUUCACCCCAUGAUAAUUUCUUUUAGGAAAUAAGAAUAUUUAAUUUCUGCAGGCAUAUUAGUUAUUUUAUGCAUAAUUAGCAAUUUACCUGGGGUAGUGCAUGGUCAUUUUCUUGUAAAAUAUUAUACUUAGACAAAUUUUUCCUUCCAAUGACCACCCGUAAAAGCAACCCUUCUAAACACUAUAAGCACUUCAGAAAGACUAUCGCUUUUUGUUUUCUGAAGUUAGAGCUAUGUCGACACUGCCGUUUCAGGGCGGGGUAAUUUUCAGGACUUUCGUCCCAGAUUCAGGUUUUGACACAUAUCCCAUGUUGACCGCCAUGGUCAUUUUACCCUAAAACAGUUGAGAUUACCUGUGCUAAAUGAAACGCAUACAAACUCAUAUACAGGUCCUAGACUUAGAUACAAUUGCGCUUCUUAUGUUGAGAGCUUGACAAAGCAGGGGGAAAUAAAUCAGGACGUUCAAACUUAGCUUAUCCAAGAUAAUUCUGGUAGUAAUGAUGGCAGUGGUGCUGCUUGCGAUGCUAGCGCUGUUGUUGUUUUUGAUGAUGAUAGUGAUGAUGAUGAUGGUAAUGGUAAUGGUGAUAAUGAUGAUGAUGAUGAUGAUGAUGAUGAUAAUGAUGAUGAUAAUGAUGAUGAUGAUGAUGAUGAUAAUGAUGAUGAUGAUGAUGAUGAUGAUGAUGAUGAUGAUGAUGAUGAUGAUGAUGAUGAUGAUGACCAAAGUAAAAUAUAUUGUUCCACUUCGUUGCUAUGGAAAUGUAGAUACUUCCAAACGCUUAAAAAUCACAGACGAUUUACGAAACAGCUGUUUUUUAAAGUAUAUUAAAUCAUCAUUUUAAAAAUGCCACCGCGACCUCGCAAGCAAUUGGACUCGAAAAGGAUCGAGGAUUCACUUCGAGCAAACAUUUUGCCAUUGGUAAGUUUAUUGAGCAAACUUAAUUCAUUGUAGUGGCCCUGUGGUCAAUAGUAGCAUGUUAUGCAGCUGAAUUCACGGCAAUUCAUGCAGUCAAUUUAUUAAAUUCGUCUAGAUCACCGAACAGUUGGAAGCGGUAGCAUGCCGUGCUGUUUGGAGAGUUCGUGAAACAGACAUUGACAUCGCAAGAAAUCAGAUCGCUUCAAAGCGACUUCGCCUUGACCAAGUGGUUUCUUCAAUGAACGGCGUUCAAUUCUUUUUUUCCUGCGUUACAAGUGUCAUGUGCAACGCAAAAUCCGCGAAAGACGACGCCAACGAAACAAGUUACACGCCUGAAAGCUACCCAGCGAUUGCCUACUUCGUCGUGUACAAGGAAUGCGCAACUUGCAACGAGAAGAUCUUGUUUUCCACCAUUCACAACGAAGAAUUAGAAGCAGAGGUAUCGCGAAUUCGAGUGCGAAAAUCAUCCGAUAGCAAUAAUGAAAUGGAAAAAGCUGCAAAACAGUUAUUCCAAGUGGUCAAGGAUCACAGCAACAACACCAUCCAGGAGAUGCUCCAAAUAUCAAACGCGUAUUGCUACAAGAAUUCCGAGGGAACGCCGUCAGAUGAUGAUGAAGAGGAUGAUCAACCCGAGUUUGUUUCAACUCAUUUCCCCAAUGUCCCCUGCUGUAUAAUCGUCGUAAACGAAAGCGAGUUUCGGGAUCGUGUGGCUACAGCAGUUACAAAGCUGGAAUCAGACGGACUUGUUGUUGAUUUCGGUAAUGCAUGCGUUGUAAAGUUGGACAAUCCACCGUUCUCAUCCAACAACGAUGUCGCCGCCUUGAUAAACAACAUCGAUAAAUGCAUGAAGUUAUGCGACCACGCCUUAUAUCGUUCAGAAAUUUACACCAAACCAGAGGGUUCAAAUUUAACGUUUGUAAAAAUGAUGGAUGUAACUAGUUACUUGCAUAAACUUCUGGCUAACGAAGUGUUGCGUGAGAAGCUGAUUCAGCAUUUUCAAGCGGUCGAUAGACUUCUGUCUCAUCCAGCAUGCGCAAUAAUUCAGCAGAUCAAAUUUGACGUGGAUCUCAUUGAAGUAUCAAACGGGUACUGUUUCUCGAUCAAAGCCCGAAAGUUCAUCGUCUGUCCUAUCCCGGAAUCCAUGCGUGGAAAACUGUCGCCAAGAUCUUUUGUUCCAUAUGACAGUUCCAAACCGCCGAAGCCUGGGUAUUUUCGAGAAGGCAUUGUCAACUCCUUUCCCGACGACGACGUGCGAGCACGGUUCCUGAAUAAACUCUAUCAGUGCCUGCUCGCGUUCAGCAUGCCUCACAAGGUGAGGAAAUUGGUAGUGGUUGGCCCCAAAGAUUCGGGCAAAACAUCUUGGUCCAACAUAUUCCAUCGUGUUAUUCCCGCCAGCUACAUUGCGUCGCUCACAAACGAGAGACAAUUUUCUGCCGCUAUGAUUAACAACGAAACUCAGCUGGUCCUCGUGGACGAGUGGUCGGCGAGCACGAUGCAAUCCGACCUUGCCAAAUGCAUCCUUCAAGGCGGAUGGAUGGUCUCUGCGGUAAAGCACGGCCUACCAAAGACGGUAUUAAAUAAUAGCCCCUUCUACAUCACCACAAAUAACCUCCCGAAUUUUGGUAAAGAAGAAGACGAUAACGUGAAGCGCAGAAUUGAGAUAUUCACAACAACGUCAUUGCCUCAAACUCUACCGGGAAUCGACAAGUGGAUUUAUGACCACGCGAUGGAUUGCAUUGCGUGGAUAGCGGAAGAAAUCAACGCGAACCGCGAGCACAUCGAUCGACAUGAGCUCUGGUACGAGCCAAAUCACUCUGGACCGUUGACGAUUGCUGCAAACGAGGGGGAAAGUCUGUUCAGUGACGAACACGUGCGACGCAUAUCCAAUGCUGAUUUGCGCGAGGAGGACGCUUCUAUCGUUGAGGAAUUGUCGCAAACAAUCCACGACGGUUUUGCGGUGGAGUUACGUUCGCGACGUCUCGCGCGGAAGAGAAGGGCCGCUCGUGGGGAGUUAAACAGCGACGACGAUAGCACAAGUGAAGAAAUACAAGAACAUAACAACUCCUCCUCCGAUGGUGAGAAACGUAGGGACGACAUAGAAGGAUGCCGGUUGACUGAAGACAACGUUGUCAAAGAGAGCCCUCAAACGAAGUCGACAACAUUAGCAGAAAGUAGAGACGGAGAGACAACUCACAACGAACGCAGCAAGACGACUACGGUGUCAGUGGAACAACCGUUGAAUGACGACCAACUAUCGAAUGACGAGGAAACAAUGGACAGUGGAACAGAGAGAACUGACAACGCACGUACCAACACAGAAGCAAGUGCGGUAACAGUAGAACAACUGUUACCGGUAAAACUCCCACAACCAACAAACGAAGCAUCGCCUGAUGAGGAAGUUAUAGACAGCCAGACUAUUCGUACCUAUUCACCUCCAGCAGGAUGGGUAUUGAACGACAAAACGUAUAUGUCCAAAGUCGCAUGCUUUAUUAGAUAUGGCUUUAUGAAAAUGAAAAAAGGCGAACUCUACUCGUUUAAUGAACGAAGAGACAAGGCCAAAUUAAAGCGCACAAAAAAAGAACGUGAUUUUUGGACUAUUGCGGACCCAAACAUUGAUGCCUGGAUGCUCGUAACUGGACAAAAGCGAGAUGUUUUCAACAUCGAAUCGUUCGUGCAACAGAACCGUGAAAUCGUGGAAGAAAUAGGACAAGUUCGAAAGAAUGUGAAAGUGCUUAUUCUAAGAAGUCGAUGCCCCCUCGUGAAGGCACUACAAGAAAUUGAAAGGCGUGAACGGGGAGAGGAGAGCGAAGAACAAGUUGAAGUUCCAUCGCAAACGUAUUGGACAACCUUCAAAAGCUGGAGACCGUGGUAA
Molecule: messenger RNA, 4563 nt
Organism: Paramuricea clavata
Lineage: Eukaryota; Metazoa; Cnidaria; Anthozoa; Malacalcyonacea; Plexauridae
Source: the annotation of a GenBank genome assembly